Schistosoma rodhaini is the source of this 1527-nucleotide messenger RNA. The record is from the annotation of a GenBank genome assembly. Lineage: Eukaryota; Metazoa; Platyhelminthes; Trematoda; Strigeidida; Schistosomatidae.
CAAAAAUAGGCUACAAUUAUCAAGCUCCUCACUCUGGAAUUGGAGUUUUUCUUUGUGUUUAAAUGACAUACUAUGUCACAUGCAUCUGUCAUACUCGACUUCAGACCUUGAAUAUAAGUCCGAAUAUUUUUUGAGUAUUCUGAUUUGCCCAGUCAUCAUGAACUAUAGAAAACAUUUCACAAACCAAUCAAAUUACUAGUUUGUGCUAAACUACAAAAAUAUAUCAAUCGAUCAAACUAUAUGGGCAGACUUACAAAUUGGGCUGUGGAUCAUCAAACGCAAAUCAAUUAAUAGUUCAUUUUAAAAUUUAACAUCAAAACUGUUGUUAAUUUUUUACAGUUUUCAGUGCAGUCUGAUUAAAUUAAUUGCAUUAUUAAGAACUAUUGGGAUGUAUGGUCAGAAGUUAUUUUAUUGUAAUAGUGGAGUGUACAUGACCCAUUUUGUUUUCUACGCCAUUUUCACGAGUGUAAUUUUAACAACCGGAAAUGCAAACGAUUCUUCUACUACUUCUGUGUCUGAGUCAACUGAUAACCUUAGCGACAAAAAUUCUUUAUCAUCCUCAACCUUCACACAAACGGAACCUUCAGCAACGACAUUAAGUACAGAGACUACUGAUGUUACUUCAGUAGCAAGUACCGGUAUUGGUGUUACUGACGAAGCUGGCACCUCUACUCCAGUGGGAUCCGAAGGAACUGAGUAUACUUCAUCAAGUUCUGAUAAUGUUUCAUCUGGAUCCUCUAAUUAUUCAGAAGGAACUGAUAAUACAGAUUCGGCUGUUGCACGACAAACUAACAAAUCUGUGAUUGCCAGUGCGGUUGGGGAGGAGUCUUUGGAUGUAGGAACAACGGAGUCGCAGUCCUCGGUGAGUCAAAUAACCACCUUUCAAGAGAGUGCGACAAGCACCACGGGAAUUGUGUCUUCGAGCAUGGAAAGUGAAGAAGAAAAAUACCAAACUACAGUUACUAUAACAGAUAACCCUAAGAUAGUUACAACUACACCUAUCAUAAAUGGUGUUUCAUCAUUAAAAGUGUUUUACACUUUCCAGUUGUUCAUUCUGUUUGCAUUGCAAAUAGUUUAUUAAAUAGUAUUGGAAUAGAUUAUUUGAUUAGCAUUUAAGUGAAUUAGUAUGUAUCCAAGUUACCCUAUCACAAAGAAUUCUUCAAAUUAUAAAAAAGACAUUCAAUUACUAUUAUUAUUAUUGCUAUUCAUUUCAUCUACUGAAUGAUCUACAACAUUGAAAGAAAAGACAUUUCCAGCUCUUGUGUGUUUUGUUCUUUUUUUCUUGUUUAAACAUUUUUACACUUUUUUUUAAAAAAAAACAACAAAUUGUUGAAUAUUAUAAUAGUUAGUAAAUUGGAUUGAAGUGUACUGUUGUUUUCUCUUCCAUUGUUUGUUUAUAUCAUAUGUAUGGUUCUUGUUAAUUUACUAAACUAUUUAUUUUACAAGAAAAAAAUGUAUGAAUAUAUAAGUUUAGUCCUGUCAUUAUUAAAUAAUUAUAUAUUUCAUUAUUAUUAUUAUUAUUAUUAU